Impatiens glandulifera is the source of this 817-nucleotide messenger RNA. Its product is annotated as cyclin-U4-1. Gene Ontology annotation, molecular function: protein kinase binding. The record is from RefSeq and is a predicted model, not a curated record. Bases 18 to 713 code for a protein of 231 amino acids. Gene Ontology annotation, biological process: regulation of cyclin-dependent protein serine/threonine kinase activity. NCBI's taxonomy places the organism in Eukaryota, Viridiplantae, Streptophyta, Magnoliopsida, Ericales, Balsaminaceae. The transcript is spliced from 2 exons.
AUUCUGGGAAAAUUACAAUGGAAACACAACCGGAGUUGAGGUUCAUGACAAGAGUAUCAUCAUUAUCAUCAUCAUCAAGGCUUUAUCUUAAGCUUGGUUUGGUUGAUCAGAACCAUCAAGCUCCAUCCGGUGUAGGAAACCCUAGGAUAAUAUCUAUAAUCUCAUCGGUUCUUGAAAGAUCGGUUAGGGAAUCAACUGAGAGAGAUGUUACGACGCCUUUUCACAGCAGCAAGCCUCCCGGUCUUGGGAUUAGACAAUAUUUAGAGCGAAUAUACAAGUAUUCGUGUUGUAGCCCUUCGUGUCUUGUGGUUGCUUGUGUGUACAUGGAUAGGUUUCUUAAACAAAAGGGUCUUCGUUUCACUUUCCUCAAUAUUCAUAGGCUUCUCAUCACGAGCAUCAUGUUGGCAGCCAAGUUUCUCGAUGACGAGCAAUAUGACAAUGCACACUUUGGAAAAGUGGGAGGAGUGAGCACCGAAGAGAUGAACAAGUUGGAAAAAGAGUUCUUGUCAGCAUUGAACUUCAGAUUACAUGUAACUGUUUCCACUUUCGACGAGUAUUGUCUUUGGCUCGAUAAAGAAGGGUCGACGGCUAGUGGCCAAAUGGAGCAGCCAAGUCCACCUUGUAAACAAGUUGGCUACUUCUCUAGGUUAAGUUAUCAAGCAAAGAAGGAUGCAUCUCAUGUCAUUGUAGGCUAUAUGUGUAAAGCUGUUUAAUUAAACAUUAGAUCAAUCAAUAAUAGGAACAGUAAUUGUAGUUCAACAAGGCUAGAACCAAACCAAAUCAAAUGGAAUUAGAUGUACAAAUCAUGAUUUGGGUU